Cryphonectria parasitica EP155 is the source of this 1437-nucleotide messenger RNA. Its product is annotated as protein phosphatase 5. The transcript is spliced from 8 exons. Gene Ontology annotation, cellular component: nucleus; cytosol. The record is from RefSeq and is a predicted model, not a curated record. Gene Ontology annotation, molecular function: protein binding; protein serine/threonine phosphatase activity. Bases 1 to 1437 code for a protein of 478 amino acids. NCBI's taxonomy places the organism in Eukaryota, Fungi, Ascomycota, Sordariomycetes, Diaporthales, Cryphonectriaceae.
AUGGCUCCCUCAGAGGAGGACAAGGUCAAGGCUGUUGACCUCAAGAACCAGGGUAACGAGGCUUUCAAGAAGCAUGACUGGCAAACGGCCAUAGAUUUCUACUCUCAGGCGAUCAAAUUGAACGACACAGAACCCACAUACUUCGCAAACCGGGCACAGACAGAAGCAUGCCACCAAGGCGAUCGAGUUGAAUCCAGGCUUCGUCAAGGUGGGUGUUUUCCCCAAUCCCAAGCUUACUACCGCCGCGCUGUCGCCCAUGCCGCCAUCUUGCGACCGAAAGAUGCUCUUCAAGAUUUCAAGACCUGCACUAAGAUCGACCCGGGCAACAAGGAUGCGAAGCUCAAGCUCGUCGAGUGCCAGAAGAUCGUGCGCCAACUCGACUUCUUCGCCGCUAUCGAGGUCACCGACGCACCCUCUGCUGCGGAAGGCCUGGAUGUUGAUUCAAUCGCUGUCGAGCCGGAAUACGACGGCGUCAAGCUCGACAAGGAGAUGACGCAGGAGUUCAUCGAGGACAUGACAGAGAGGUUCAAGAACGGCAAGAAGAUACAUAGGAAAUACGUUUAUCAGAUCAUCAUGGCUGUCAAGAAGCUUGUCUACGAUGAGCCAACAAUGGUGGAGGUUGAGAUCCCCGAGGAUGUCAAGCUCACUGUCUGUGGCGAUACUCACGGCCAAUACUUCGAUCUUAUGGAGCUCUUCAGGUUGAAUGGAAAGCCGGACGACAAGCACUGGUAUCUCUUCAAUGGUGACUUCGUUGACCGAGGCUCAUGGUCCACCGAGAUUGCUCUAUUGCUAUACGCCAACAAAUGGCUGCGGCCCAAGAACUUCUUCCUGAAUCGUGGAAACCACGAGACAGACGACAUGAACAAGGUCUAUGGGUUUGAAGGAGAGUGCAAAGCCAAGUACAACGAGCGUAUCUUCAAGCUCUUCUCGGAAAGCUUCUCGGCACUGCCUCUGGCAACGCUGAUAGGUCAGAAGUACUUUGUCCUCCAUGGAGGUCUGUUCUCUGACGACAAUGUCACCCUGGACGACAUCCGCAAACUGGACCGACACAAGCAGAGGCAGCCGGGCCAGGCUGGGUUGAUGAUGGAGAUGCUCUGGACAGACCCUCAGACCGAGCCCGGCCGUGGCCCAAGCAAGCGUGGCGUCGGCAUGCAGUUCGGUCCCGAUGUCACCAAGCGCUUCUGUGAGAAGAACGGCCUGGAAGCUAUCAUCCGGAGUCACGAGGUUCGCAUGGAAGGUUACGAGGAGGAGCACGAUGGAAAGUGCAUCACAGUCUUCUCCGCGCCCAAGUACUGCGACAUGACGGAGAACAAAGGUGCUUACAUCAAUAUCGGAUCUACGUACAAGUUGGAUUUCCACAAGUUUGACGCUGUUCCUCAUCCUAACAUUCGACCAAUGGCAUACGCCAACAAUUCGAUCAUGUCUUCUGUGAUGUAG